AACAAAAUAAAACUGAUGCAAGCCACACAAUCAAUUGAUUGACAAAGAGAAAUAUCAGUUUGGGGCCAUGGAGAAUGAACACAUUGUAGCAACAUCCUCAACAUCUCCAACAACUAGCACUUCUACUUCCCAUCCUUCCCAUCCUCCUCCAAUCUCUGUAUACAGCAGUACAGAUCGCCAUGCCGUGCAGGUCAUUCAGCAAGCUUUGAACCGUCCUCCGAGCUCUGCAGCCCAGUAUCUUCAGCAGAUGUAUGCAGCCCAACAGCAGCAUCUAAUGCUGCAAACAGCAGCCCUGCAGCAACAACACCUGAGCAGCGCCCAGCUUCAGAGUCUGGCCACUGUCCAGAAGGCAGGUGUGUCUGGCGACAGACAGUCUGUUUCCCCCCCUACAGCUAACCAGCAAUCAAGUGUCCCACAGCCAUCUCUUAACCUAUCGUCUUCACCGCCACCUACCCAAAUCAUAAGCCGAUCACAGACAUCUAGUACUACAAGCAGCAGUAUCACCCAAAAAACAAUGCUACUGGGAAGUACGUCGCCCACGCUGAGCUCAAGCCAGGCUCAGAUGUACCUGCGAGCGCAAAUGCUCAUUUUUACACCUGCUGCAACUGUUGCAACUGUGCAGUCGGACAUUCCAGUGAUUUCAUCGUCAACAUCUUCAACUUGUUGUCAGUCAUCAGCUACUCAGGUACAGAAUUUAACACUACGAAGCCCACCAAUACUGGAAAUAUCGUGUCCACAAAGCAGUCCACCAAAAAUCAUUAACCAAGACCAACCACUGGCUAUGUGUCACAAGACUACUCUAACCAGUUCCAAAGCUGUACAUGCUGAUUCUAAUGAGACAUGCCGCAGAGGAGAAAGCCCUGGCUCAGACUCACGCUGCACAGCAGUGACACGCACAGCAAGCUUACAUCAACUGAUAGCUCCAGUAUCAUAUUCUUCAGUCCAGCCACAUUCUCUAACUAAGUACCCCACAAUCCAGCUACACCCAGAUCCACCGAAGCUGCCGCAUCAUCAAAUGAUAUUGCAACAGCAGCAGCAGCAGAUACAGCAUCGACAUCAGAUUCAGACUAUUACAUUACAUAACCCAACGUUAGAGUCUCCAACAUCCCAGCACUGUGUGCCAAUGCAGAGCCCAUCAUUUCUACCACUUCCCAGCAGUGCUCAUUCACAUCACAGUACCCCGGUACCAACUCCUCCUCCUGCAUCACCCACUCUCUUCCAUUCUGCCCAGCAGUCUGUGGUAGUGUCUCCACCACCAGCGCAGUCCCCAUGUCAGUCACCCACUAUCAUUAUUCACCCACAGGCCCUUAUUCAGCCACAGCCACCACUUAUUGUACAGUCAUCUCAUCCAUCGAGAGAAAAUUCACAUCUAAUACAGACAACGCUGCAUUCGCCAUCACCAGUGGCUUAUCCAACCCAUCCUUCAUCUGCAGUAACACCAGGAAGCCAGCCUGGAUCAUCACAUCAACAAACUGUAGCAGCAUCUGGGCAGCCAUUAAUGUCACCCAUAGCACCAGCCAGUCAGUCGUCACUCCAAACUCUUCCUCCAUCAUCGGCAUCAUCUCCUAAUUUACCCACGUCUCAUUCUUCCCAGCUGCAAGCCUUGCCGCUGCAAUCUAUGCAGGCAAUAUCAAUGCAGCCUGAGAUAUUAACCCCAGGCCAAGUUCUGGUGCAGAAUGCUUUGCUUACUGAAGAAGAACUUCCUGCAGCAGAAGCACUUGUUCAGCUGCCAUUCCAGACACUUCCCCCUCCUCAGACUGUUGCAGUCAACCUCCAUAUACCGCCAGCACAAGUGGAGCAACCAGUGGUUUACCAAGUUGAAAAUAUGUGUUCAGAGGAAGUACCAAUGGUGCCGCAAGACUGUGACUGUGUGGUUACACAGACCCCCACACCUCCAACGCUUUCUCCCCCAGCACUUCCUGUAGGUAGUGGAGAGGAGCUUCAUGUAGAUCAUAUCUUUCAAGGUCUCCCAAGCGUGGUAUCUUCAGUGAGUGCCUCGGUUAUUAAGUCACCUUCAGACUCCUCCUAUGCCUCCAUACCAGCACCUCCUCUUUUUUUACCAGCUGCCACUACAAGGAGCAAUAGUACACAGAAGCCUAACAGCAUUCCUGGUCUGGAUAGCAAACUUCCACAAGCCAUAGUGAAACCGCAGAUCCUAACUCAUGUCAUUGAAGGAUUUGUCAUUCAGGAAGGUCUUGAGCCAUUUCCUGUAAAUCGGUCGUCCCUCAUGGUGAAGGAACCUGCCAAAGGCCAGUUGCCAUUGGAUGAGCAGAUAAUGAAUAUGGCUGAUAUGGAGUCUGACAUUCAGAGUACAGCUAAACUUCCUGACAACUCUACAGACACAGAGAUGGAAGACCUGACUGCUGAGGAAGGUGUAGAUGAACUAGAAUGUGAGAUAUUGGAGUGCGAAUUUUGUGGGAAAACAGGAUAUUCAAACACGUUCCCGAGGUCAAAGAGGUUCUGUUCUUUGUCAUGUUCAAAAAGGUACAAUUGUAAUGGAACAAAACGUCUUGGACACUACAAGGCUGAAAAAAGCAGUAGAUGGAGUAGAAAGAUGGAAGGAAAUAUAGGGAGGCAUAGUAGGCGUUCCCACAGCUCUGGAGGGUCAGUCCGAGAGCACUACCUAAGACAGUUGCCUAGUACCUAUGCAUGCAGUGAAGAAGCCUUAGAGGAUUUCCAAGAAGAUUCUCUUCCCGCCCCUAUGACCACACGGCUACGUCGACAGAGUGAGAGAGAGCAGGAAUUACGCCUUCUUCAAGCAAGACAUUUGCCCUCACCUUCUCUGAUGUCACCGGAUACUCAAACAGAGCCAUCGCUAUGGACAGUUGAAGAUGUAUGGGCUUUCAUACAUUCUUUACCAGGAUGCCAUGAUAUCGCUGAUGAAUUUAGGACACAGGAGAUUGAUGGACAGGCACUUCUGUUACUAAAGGAAGACCAUCUCAUGAGUACCAUGAAUAUUAAGCUAGGGCCAGCCCUGAAGAUCUGUGCCCGCAUUAAUUCACUAAAGGAUACGUAGUAUACAGUGCAGCUGUACAUUGUGCCUGAACUGUUAAAAAAUGUCAGGUCUUGAAAGUAAGUUGUGCAUAGUUUUGUAAACUUUGUACAUAUCAUCAUUGCAACCCUGCCACAUUUAUGACCCUAUAGACAUGUUUAAAAAAGCUUUAAUAUUUGACAUAAUGUGUAACAUCGACAAGGUAUGGCUGAUAAUAAGAAAUAAGGAAAGUUGUUGCAGGUAGUACAUUUCAUAACUACAUUUUUUCUUUUUUUUAUAAUUCACUUUGAAUGGACUAGACUCUAUUAGCAACAGACACAGGACAAGAGAGGAAAAGCCUCAGAAAUUAUAUUAUUGAAAUGCACAUGGCUCAAACAGAUAGGCAUUAUAUUUUAUACCACUUGUGUUUCAGAAGUUUUUUUUUGUCUGCUACUGUAUAUGUGUCCAAGCGAAAACUUUAUAUUUAGACAAUACAAAGGCCAGUCUACCUUGAAAUGGUAUUUCUAUUUAGGGUGCAUGCCAGAACUCAUUUAUGACUUAGGUAGUUACACAAGAUAUCUUCAUUUAGAUGCUUCAUAGUUGAUGCUUUAGGGCCCCUUUCACACUGGGGCGGGAGCGGUAUCGGCAGUAAAGCUUUACUGCCAAUUUCGCAGGGAUAUUUACCCCCCCCGCUAGCAGCCGAGAAAGGGUUAAAAACCACAGCAAAGCGCCUCUGCAAA
Messenger RNA from Rana temporaria (common frog), 3711 nucleotides. It is a transcript of the gene PHC3, whose product is annotated as polyhomeotic homolog 3. The record is from RefSeq and is a predicted model, not a curated record. The transcript is spliced from 15 exons. NCBI's taxonomy places the organism in Eukaryota, Metazoa, Chordata, Amphibia, Anura, Ranidae. Gene Ontology annotation, molecular function: protein binding; zinc ion binding. Gene Ontology annotation, cellular component: PRC1 complex; nucleus. Bases 68 to 3016 code for a protein of 982 amino acids.